GUUUCCCGUUGGGCUCUGUCUUCAUAUCCACCAGCCGCUUCCUCUGCGAUUGACGACUUUUCAAGGAUUAGCGUCGCCGGAGGUUACGUUGCGGUAUAUAAACGAGGUCGAGGAGCUCUUGAGAGCCAUCGAACUUCGCGCCACAAUACAAACGAAAACAUCAUGCAGCUGCAAGCAGCUUUCCUGGUGGUUUGUUUGGUGGUCCUGCAAGACGCCUGGGCGGGCUACCACAUCCACGAGCGCAUCAAGGUCUACGGCCACAAGCACUACAAGCCCUUCUACGGAUUCAACAAGUUCGCUCCAAAGAAGGUGGUUCUAGUGGAGGAGUACCUCCCACCCAAGUACGGAUUUGACUACAGCUUCGGGGGUCUUGGAGACUACAGUCACCACGGCUUCAGUCACGAGUACGCCGACUACAGUGGAUACGGAAAAGUCGUAACCAUCUUCAAGGACCACCAUCUCGGCGGAGAACUGGAUUUCGGUGAAUUCUGAACUGGACACCGUUACAAAGGCGUCAUUGUGGGCUUCAUCACAGCAGUGCUGGUGGCGAGAGCGAGCUGUCACAACAUCCAGUAUUUCCGGCAACUUCGAC
Messenger RNA from Ixodes scapularis (black-legged tick), 592 nucleotides. RefSeq lists its product as uncharacterized. The record is from RefSeq and is a predicted model, not a curated record. The coding region runs from base 163 to 492 and encodes 109 amino acids. Lineage: Eukaryota; Metazoa; Arthropoda; Arachnida; Ixodida; Ixodidae. The transcript has 4 exons.